AUGACAUUUGCUACACUCCGCGCACUGCACACCCUGAUUGGUGCGGCUCUCGACGAUAUCGAGGCCGUGUAUCACGAUGCGGCCACCAGUGGCUCCAAGACGAACUCCGUCGCGGGCUUGCCCUCGCCGCUUUCGCCGUCUCUUUCGACGCCAGCCUCCACCCCUCUCCAUGCCUACUCAUACUCGCCGACGCCUUCCACGCCCUACUCACCCACCGACUGCGACAGGGACAGCGCACGCGACCUGUACCCCUCUCCCUCCCCGCUCUCGCCCACGUUUUCCGUCUCCACUGCCCCACGCGGGGCCUUCGCGCCGUACACAGCGUACUCGCCUGUACCGCACUCGCGCAGCGACUCGCUUGCGGACACGCUCUCGCUGUCGCUGUCCCUCGGACAGCGCCCGCCCUCACCCACGCCGUCCUUCUCCACGCUCUCCUCUUACUCCGGCACGGCGUCCUCCCGCGCCUCCUCGCGCCUCAAUCUCGGCGACGUGAUCGACCCCGAGCGCAUACAGCCGCCCGUCUCGGCGUUGGCGCCCAUGCAUAUCAAGAGCGAGGGUGUCAGCGCACAGUGGACGCAUGACACGCCCCCUGCAUCGCCCGCCGUCCCUGCGCCGACCUCAACGCCCGUGCGUCGCCUUCCGCUCGCCUCCGGCCGGUUUUUACGGCACGCCGCGUCUGAGCUGCUCGCGACGCCGUCCCGCCUGUCGCAGGCGGGAUUCUGCUCGGGCGCGGCGGCAGGCUCGCCGCAUACACCCAAGUCGGCGGGCGCGGGGAAGUACGCGGGGCACCACUCGCUCGACGGCGCCCCGCCGAAGGCGCAGAGGACGCCGCAGCGCGGGGUCUUCGCAUCUGCGUCCGUCUCGGACCUGCUCUCGACUCCGCAGUCGAAGGCGCGCCCGCGCGGGUCGAUGGACGCGCGCAGCGUGUGCACGGCCACCUCGCUCGGAGGGGACGGGAAGGGGUCGCCCUCGCCCAUACGCUUCGCGCCGAACCCGCAUCCCGACCCCCUGGCGGACGGCGCGGACGGUGCGGAGACGUACGAGUAUGGGCAAAGGCUUCCGACUGUACUCGGGUCGCCCGCGACGCCCAGGCGCGCGCCUGAUAGGACGCCCGGCGAUACGCUCGCGACGCCGACGUCGGCGCGGCCUGGCAGCGGGGAAGGCGCGGAGCGUAGUGCAGACGGCAGAAAGCAGCGCCACCGGCCGACGCCGCUCCUGCCUGCACUUGUGCCCACAGGGCAAGGUCAAGGCCAGCUGCCGCCGACGCCUGCGUCGCUGUUCUCGUUGUCGAUGUCCUCGCCGACGUCGCGGUCGUGUCUGGCCGGCGAGUCGGAUGUUCUGGACGUGGAUACGCAUGCUGCGGGCGCUAGUCUCGACAAGGACAGGCGGAGCCAGGGCCCGACGCUGGGCGCGCCGUGGGAGGAAGGGCAGAGCGCCGCGCGGAAGCCAUGGUUCGAGAAGGGCGCGAGGGUGAACGGGCGGGCGCUGGACUGGCCAGCGCUGGACGAGCCUGCGUAUGUUGCGCGAGGGAAAGAUGGCGAUCAGGAGACCUCGGCGGUGAAUAGAGAUGAGAGCCCUGGGGACACAGACGAGGAUCGUGCGCGCGUGUUGAGUGAAACGCUGACGACGCACCCGGCGGUGCUCGCGGCGGUGUCAAAGCUCGUGGCGGCGUGCGGACAGCUGAGCGCGAGCGUGCAGAGGCCGUUCCUGACUGUGUGUGACGCGGCGAUGGGGUACAACCUCCCUGCGUGCUUGCGCCUGCUCGAGGCAGCGCACGUUCCGGAGAUCCUCCGGGAGGCGGGUCCGAAAGGACUGCACGUGAGGGAGAUCGCGAGGCGAGUGGACAAGGUCCGUCGGGCAAACAGAGCGCGAAGGGCGGAUUCGAACGAAGCACGGAGUACGGAGGCUGGGAUUGGCGAGGAAGAGGCUGGCGUCGAUCCUGUGUUACUCAGUCACGUCCUCCGGCUACUCGCGACGCAUCACAUCACGCGAGAGGUGCGCCCGGACGUCUUCGUGAACAACCGAAUUUCGGGUGCUAUCGACUCGGGGAUGACGCAGGCAGAGCUUGCAAAGACGCCAGAAACGAAGUACGAGGGAACGGAUGGGAUUGCUGCGUUCGUUGGGCUGUGCACGGACGAGCUGUUCAAGUCUGCAGCGUACCUCACGGACUGCUACCUUCCUUCGCCUGAGGAUUCUGGUCUUUUUGGGACCCUUUCAUCCGCUCCUCAGCCGCAAACCGCUGCAGAACGAGAUGUGCCAGCUGUGAACACCCCACACAACGACGACAGGAACUGGGGCGGCAAGGGUGCAGGAAGCCAGGUGGACCUCGCUGACCUCGCGCUAGGGACUCGCGAUAGCCCGAAGUCUCCUUUGAGGACGAAGAGAUCGUUCCUAGGCUCUCCUGUACCAUCAGUGGAGAGCACUUCAAGUAACGUGAGGCGGCGUCCGCGGGCUCUGUCAAUUGUCCCGACACCGGCGAGCCCGUCGAAGAUGCCUGCUCCUCGCCGCCCGCGAGCGUUCUCGAUUAUCCCCUCUUCGAGCUCGAGUGGUCCUACUGCGGCAUUACCUCCGCUACCUCCGCUACCCUCGACGCCCCCCAAAGCACGAGGGCUUCAGCCAUCACAGACGAAGCACGAUGCGUCUCCUACGAGGCCUUCUGCAUUAGCUAGCCAGAUCUCCAGCCAGAAAGAAGAGAAGGGAGAUAAUCCAAUGCAUGCCCCCUUCAACCUUGCAUUCCGGACGAACGCGCCUUAUUUUGAAUGGCUAGAGAGACGCGGGAACGGAGGAAGGCUGAAGAGAUUUGGACGUGCGAUGACAGGGACCGGGGCUUGGGAGGUGCCAGGAGCGAUUGUCGGCGGUUUCCCAUGGCAUUCACUCCCGCCUUCAGCAGUCGUCGUGGACGUCGGCGGAGGGAUUGGCUCGACGUCGAUGCUACUUGCCUAUGCGUUCCCACACUUGCGGUUCCUCGUCCAAGACAGAGCGCCGGUGGUCGAGAUGGGCGAAGCAAUGCGGUCGAUGUUCAAUUCACAAGAGCGAACGCUCCGGGAGUUGUCCACCCUUGCGCAGACAGCCGGUUGGCGAAUCGUCCAGGUCGUGCGAUCGGAGAGCUCCUUGUUCGGACAUAUCACCGCUGUCCCUGUCGAAAUCCCAGCAGAGAGCCUUGCCUUGCUUGAUAAUCCUUUGCCAGGUACGGAGGGAGCAAGCACAGGGUCGGGAGCGCCGGGAAAGACCAAGAGGCCCGCCAUGGGCGACACGUUCUGCUCCUUCGUUGACCUUCCGUCGGACGACACCGUGCGCAAGGGUGUCCGUGCGAGCAAACGUGCAGCUGGUGCUCAAGGUUGGCAGGCGCGCGCAAGCGAAUGGAAGCAGCGUCUGGUGAAGAAAGGCUCGGCGAUCUUCAAGGACAGGAAGGGUCAGAGUCACGCGCUACCUCCAAGCCCGGCGCCCCCUCCACUUCCGGCGACUCCAACAGAACUGCUCCCUCCAUCGGACGUGGCGGACCAUGAGAAGGAGCAGAAAGGAAAGAGAAGUCUGGGAACUCCCAAGAGCGGGGGUGGCCCGCGGGGAUUGCGCAAAGUUCUCUCGCGCGCACAACUCAGCGCAGGUGGGGUCGAACGACAGCGCGAAAGAGUCGAACGGACGGCUACCGUUCCGAGUGGAUGA
Molecule: messenger RNA, 3663 nt
Organism: Postia placenta MAD-698-R-SB12
Lineage: Eukaryota; Fungi; Basidiomycota; Agaricomycetes; Polyporales; Adustoporiaceae
Exons: 7
Coding region: 1-3663 (1220 amino acids)
Molecular function (GO): methyltransferase activity
Source: RefSeq, a predicted model, not a curated record